Molecule: messenger RNA, 448 nt
Organism: Rubroshorea leprosula
Lineage: Eukaryota; Viridiplantae; Streptophyta; Magnoliopsida; Malvales; Dipterocarpaceae
Source: the annotation of a GenBank genome assembly
CAUCAACUAGAGGUAUAAGUUAUAAUCUUCUAAUUUGAUACCAAAAAGAUGCUGGAAGGAAAAGCUGUAAUUCGUGAGUCAGACAUGCCUGAGGAGAUGCAGAGUCGCGUUACAGAGUUAGCUUACCAGGCUCUGGAUUUAUAUGAGGUCUCAGAUUGUCAGUCCAUUGCUCAUUACAUCAAACAGAAGUUUGAUGAAGCUUAUGGAGCAGCAUGGCAUUGUGUGGUUGGGAAAGACUUUGGAUCUUGCAUAACGCAUUUAUGUGGAAGUUUCAUUUUCUUUCAUGUGGAGAUGAUGGAGUUUCUCAUCUUCAAGGAUGGCAAGGAAUUCACUGAAAGCAAGGAAGAGGCUAUUGGAGUGUUGCAGAAGUCCAAGCAAAUUGAUUCAUGAGAUCUAUACAAACUUCUUUCAUAUGGAUUUCAACCUGAAAUAUAUAUUGCUUGUUGAA